AUGUUUGAAUGCUUACAAAUACAACAAAACACUUUUGUCUUCAAAACUUGCAAAAGCAAAGAAGCAUGCAGAUAAUGGCGUCAAAGGAGUAAAGGCCAAAUCACUUUGGGAGCAUAAAGGAGGUGGCUGCUGCUUGGGCAAGGAGGGAUAAAGGAUAUGAUCCAAGCCUUUCUUAAGGAGAGAGGUCCUUGAACUGAUGCAUGAAGAGUGUUUUAUGGAUUAACCCUUCAUUGAUUACAACAGCUACAUAGUUAUGGCGACCUUCCAGACUUUCAAAAACAGUCGCAUGAAAACUAGAGCAUCUGUCAGAAAAAGCUUCAGUGAAGAUGUGUUCCAGUCUGUAAAGUCUUUAUUACAGAGUGAGAAGGAACUAUGCAGUGUAUCAGCAGAGGACUGUUUAAAGCAGGAUGAACGUGCCAAUUUGACUGAGGUCACAUUUCUAGGUUUUAAUGAAGAAACAGAUGCUGCUCAUAUACAGGAUUUAGCUGCAGUUUCUUUGGAGCUUCCAGAUCUUCUGAAUUCACUGCACUUUUGCAGUCUAAAUGAAAAUGAAAUUAUUUGUAUGAAGGAUAUAAAUAAGUCAUCAGAUACAAACAGUGGUCCUAUAAACCAGAGUCAUCAUUCUGGAAUGCUUUGUGUCAUGAGAGUGUCACCUACAUUACCAAGACUCAGAGCUGAUUUUAUCUUUAGUCUCCUAAGUAAAUAUGCCACUGGUAUAAGAUACACCCUGGACACAUACGUGCAUCAGAAGUGCCAGCUUGAGGCCACUAAUGAAGAUGAUGAUGACACUAACCAAUCAGUAUCGUCCAUCGAAGAUGACUUUGUCACUGCGUUUGAGCACUUAGAGGAGGAGACUUCAAAGCCAUAUAGUGAUGGAAUAAACGUUACUGCACUAAGGAGCCAGUGUGAUGUUGCUUCACAGACUAUUUCUGGUCACCACUUAGAAACCCAUGAUUUGAGGGUUCUGGUUAGCUCUGGGCGACAGAAGUCCUUGGCUAAACCUUCAACUUCUCUAAUAAACGUCCUGGAACAUAAAGAACUGCCUUCUGUGAAAACUUCAGUCACAACAUCAAUUUCUGAGGCUUGGGUCCAGAGGAGUUUCUACAGAUCAUCCACUGCUUCAGAUAAAGUCAGUGCUGCGCAGACAACGUUGUUUUCUCCUUCUCCCGCCUACUCGUCUGAGUCGGAGAGCUCAAGUCCAAGUCCUGUUAUUUUCUUGGAUGAAGAGGGCUAUCAAAAAAGUCUGAAAGCAAAACUUGAGUUACCUAAAAUUCCGGUGAUGAAAGAUGAUAUUGAGGAUUCAGACUCAGAAGUGAGUGAGUUUUUUGAUAGUUUUGACCAGUUCGAUGAACUGGAGCAGACUUUAGAGAUGGCUUGUCCAUUUCUAAAAGAUCCUGCCACAGGGAAGCCACCACAAAAGAAAGGGCACAAACAUGAAAAAUCUUGUUCUGUAACCACUACUAUGAAUCCUCAAAAGUUCAAGUCUGAUCGUCCAGCUCUCCCAGCUAAUGUAAGGAAGCCAACUCCUCGCAAACCAGAAUCCCCUUACAGUAACCUGUGUGAGGCCCCAGAUUCUCCCCGCCUGGUGAAGGCCUCGGGGGAGGACAGUGGCCUGUUCAGCCCUAUUCGAUCCUCUGCCUUUAGUCCUCUUGGAGGCUGCACGCCUGCUGAAUGUUGUUGCCAAGCAGCUGCUGGUGGCAGUAGGAUUCCUGAAAGUCACGAUUCUGUUUAUUACACCUAUGAAGAUUAUGCGAAUAGCAUUUCACGUGAAGUACUGGGCUCGGUUCUUCACCCCCGACAUCCUAACGCAGCAUCAGACGUUGAUCGUAUUAAAAAGGGGGAACAUAAAACUGUAGCUCUCAAGCGUGGAAGCCUUGAUCACAAAAGUCGAUCUAAAAAUAAAUCCUCAGUGAUUAGGGAUGGCAUUCAGAAGUUUGCAGCGGAUCUCGUGGAAAAAAGUUUUGGCAGUGCAUUUAAAGACUUGCAGAAGGGAGUCUCUUCGUGUACCAACGCCCUGUGCCAACUGGCCGUCAAACUGACAUCCUCCGUUUUUCAGAUGGCAUUUAACGAACUGAGAAGGCAGCGUGCGUUUUUUCUGAAAGAACGAGCCAUUAGCAGUCUGGCUAACUUUUUGGUGAGUGAAGCUUUCUCAAAUGCUUUGAAAGAUUUGCAGUACGUAAAGAAGCAGAUCUUCACGAACACCGUGGCGAGGUUCGCCGCAGAUCUUGCUGAAGAGCUGGUUUUUGAAGGCAUCAUGGAAGUGUGUCAGUUUUCAUACCCUCCAACUUCUGCAUCUCCACGGGGCUGGUCAUUUGACUAUGAAGACAAAGUCGUGAAGUCCUAUGCAAAAGAUCUGUCUGAAUCUGUCAUACAGGAAGCAUUCAUCGAGCUGUCUCAGGUCGACGUGACCUUUACAACAAAGGCAGCAGUCAGCGUUUCUACAGAUAACGUGAAGUACGUGAGUGCAGAGCACGUGGUGCCACCGACACAGGCUCCCACGUUUUCCCCUUCUUUUAACGGUCAGACAAUUAUGGCGACGAAACCAAUGCAGGAACAUAAAAAGGAAUACACAGUGCAGCAGGCCUUGUUUUGUACUUCUGGAGUUGCUACUUCUAUACCCGUGCCCUUGGCAGGAAGCGCCCUCCUCCCGUAUCAUGCUUCAUCUAGUGCGCGGCAGGCAGAGUCUCCCCCAUCAUCUGAUGCUAGUGACUUGCAUGGAGAUUCCCCCCAAGCAGGUGUUACCACAAAAAACAAAGAAGAGGAAGUAGCUUGUCUCAGAAAUAUCUGUUUACCUUCAGAACACGAUCCAGGUGACCAGAAUGUUGUUAAGCCAACUAAUGAUUAUACGGAAAUGAGAAACCCUUCGAAAUCAACCAGCGAUCCUGUGGGUGUUAGCAACUUUUCUGCAGCAAUGGUGCACACAAUAGUCAGUGAAACUUUAGAGUCAGUGAUGUCACUCAGAGUUACAGAAACAGUGCAGGGACACACAGGUGGCUUAACUACAACAGUAAAGGGGAAGACCUCUCCUUCCCCCUGUGAUCCAGCAGCGCUGCAACAGAGUGAAGCCAGCAACAAGGACAUGUUUGCUGAUCGACUAUCUAAAUCUAUUAUUAAACAUUCCAUAGAGAAAAGCAAAUCAGUGAUCCCAAAGGUAGAUAGAAAUGGACUAGACAAAGAAGGCUUGCCUUUUCCUGGAGAAGAAUCACGGCUGACUUUGGAAAAGUUCCCCAAAUUUCGUGAAGCUCAAGAUCGUUUACCUCACUGUUCACAUUCUGCAGGGAAGGACUGUGUUUCUGGCUGUAAGGGUUCUGCGGCUCAUGAAUUCUCUUUAGAGACACUACCACCUUGUCCAACUGUGGCAGGUCAGAAACCUGAUUUGAAGGAAAUAACUAAGGGCAAAUCUGUGAAGAAGAGUAAUUUGAAUAAUACAGCACUUGAGUCCUUGUCUCUGGGGCAGGAAACCCCCUUUCCCCAUUCACAUCCUCUCUCGUCCACGGUGCUUGCUUGUACAGAUGGUUUGCAAGUGGAAGACAAACAGAAGAUCACAGAUGGAAACGUAAUGCCCGAUACCCCUCCGUCAACUCCUCUAGGACCAUCCCAGGCAGCUUCCGAAUGGGAUCUCAAGAAGUUGACCAAAAAACUCAAGGGGGAAUUAGCAAAAGAAUUUGCGCCUGCGACACCACCCUCGACACCUCACAAUUCAUCUGUUGGUAGUUUGGCUGAAAGUGAACAAAAUCCUAUAGAGAAAGAGGAGUUCAUGCUGAAGCUCAUGCGAUCCCUUUCAGAAGAAGUUGAGAGCAGUGAUGGUGAGGAGCUCCCGGAAGUGGACGUGAAGUCAGAGCCCUUGGGGAAGAAAGUUCAGUUUGCAGACGCCUUAGCCACGCACAUCAUUUCUCUUGCCACCGAAACGGCAGCUUCCCAUUUAGACAAUAAAAUAAUUCAAGAACCCACGGCCCAAAGCCCUCGCUUGAACACGCAAAGUCAAAGAAGUGGAUCACCUUCCUUUUUGAAUUGCUCGGAUGAGAAUUUACAGACGCUGUGCAGCUUUGCAGGUGAUAUGGCAGCAGACGUCAUUACAGAAGCUGAAAAAAUAGCCAGAGUCAGACGUUGUCUGCUCUCCAGGCAGAAGAGGAACAGUUGUUACGUUGAUGGUGACCGAGAUGAUACAUCAGCGGAAAAGCUGGACGUCGAGGCUGUAGCACACCCAAGAGAAGUCGACCCGUUUAUUCUUUCGUUACCACCAAAUUCUUGUAUGUCAGGUCUGACCUACAAGUAUCCCAGCUGGGAAAGUGUGACAGAUGAGUACGCAGGUCACAUUAUCCAAAUACUAAAGCAGGAGGGUGGGAACAGUGAGUUAAUAAUGGAUCAGUAUGCGAAUAGACUCGCUUAUCGGUCUGUGAAGUCAGGAUUGCAAGAAGCAGCCAAGACAGCCAGAAGGAAGUGCAGCUCGGCAGCGUUCCCCAUGCAGAGCUCACAGACAAAGACCAGCGAUGAACUGUUACUGUCCCUAAGUAAAGAAUACCAGCAAGAAGUCGAUAAAAAAAGACACAGCAAGAGAGGUGGCGGUUACCUCUGUAAGAACCAAACUUGUGAAUGGACCCGGGAUCCGCACGGAAGCGAGGGCUCUGAACUGUACAGGUUUUCAACUUCUCUCGCUCACAGCAUAACGAGGGAUGUUACAAGAGCGCUGAGGGCAUCUCCAGUUGGCUUGCCAAAAUCCGUAACAGAUUCUUGCCUUGAUGAAAAAUACGGCUGUGAUGGAGACACCGAGUCCCAUGUGGAGCCAGACUUUCCUAGGCCUCUUGGGCCUUCCUCCCAGAGUCACAGGUUUCACCCCAGUCCUGGCAGCUUGAGCGCUGGUGGCUACGGAGGGAACGUCGUUCAGGCUGUAGAGCAGUAUGCCAAAAAGGUGGAGGGUGACAUUUUAGAGCUGAGUCCAGGGUCUGCAGCCCCCCACACAUCGGAGACCACAAAAGCGGCUGAGAGGAUCACUCACGCAGAAAAGUUGUCCCCUCUGGUCGGUCAGGCUUGCCGAUACUGUGACCAGAAAGAGCUCCAGGACAGCACUGGACAUUCCUCUCCACACUUUCCCAGACGGGAUUCCCUUGCCAGCAGUCAGCCUGUUUCUAAUUCAAAAUUCAGCAACCUCUGUCAGAAAUCUAGAGUUUUUCAUCUGGACGUCCCUCAGAUUCACGUUGACCUUGAUAAGAAGACAGUACUGGCUGAGAAGAUAGUUGCCGAAGCGAUCGCAAAGGCAGAGAGAGAGCUGAACAGUGCCAGCCUGGUCGCUGAUAGUGGCAUCGGACAGGAUGGCGUCAGCUUUGCCGAGAGCCUCACCACAGAGAUAAUGACAUCGGCGAUGAUGAAUGUCGGACAUGCUGUUAGCAGCCCAAAAGAAAUAGAAGACUUUCAGUCAUCUGAGUCUUUUGGUAGCCAGCAGAUGAAUCUCAGUAUUGGUGAUGACAGCACGGGUAGCUGGUCCAACUUAAGCUUUGAAGACGAGCACCAGGAUGAGAGCAGUAGUUUUCAUCACCUAAGUGAGAGUAAUGGUAACAGCAGUAGCUGGAGCAGUCUUGGUUUAGAAGGAGAUUUGUAUGAGGACAAUUUAUCCUUUCCAACAUCAGACAGUGAUGGUCCGGAUGACAAAGACGAAGAGCAUGAGGAUGAUGUAGAAGGUUUGGAGCAAGAUGGGAAGACUCUGCUAGUUGCGAACGUUGACCUGGAGCCGUGCACGGUAGACCCCCAGCUGAGGAUCACUCUUCAGUGGCUCGUUGCCUCUGAGGCAGAAGUUGCGGAACUUUAUUUUCAUGACUCAGCAAAGAAGGAGUUUAUACAACUUUCAAAACGAUUACAAGAAAAAGGCUGGAAAGUGGGAGAUGUCCUCCAGGCUGUGCUUAAAUACUAUGAGGUGAUGGAGAAGACUUCCAGCGAGGAGAAACGCAAGUCCCUAUUUGAUUGGCUCUUGGAAAAUGCGUAGAACAAACUCCAAACCAGAAUAUUUUAUUAUUUGUUUUGGGAGAGGAAGAAACAGAUAAAGAUGCAUAGGGUAAUAUUUGAAUAGUGAAUAUUAACAUUUAAAGUGAACCUGGAGGAAAGUAAAUGUAGCUUUUUAAGUGCAUUGUGUCAUCACACGGUGUAUAUAGUCCAUAUUUUUGGAAUCUGUCAAAUGUUAUAUUCAUUUAUUCUUCUGUACACAUGUGUAGUAUGUUAAGACCCUGAGAACAUGUAUUUGGAAGGAAUUCUAACCAUGAGGCUUUCAGGGACAUUGACUGACGGCAUUCUUUUUGCAUCCAAAUUGUGCUGCUAGAAAUUGCACUGAGGUGGCUGAGGGUGGAUUCCAGGGAUAAAGAGUUAUAAUUUUGCUCCUUUGCAAGCAGAUGGUAUCCUAUUAAUAAGUAAAUUGACAUCAAAAAAUAGCAUUGAGGCUAAUUUUUCUUUCCUGAUUUUUUUUGUCCUAUUUUUAAAGGGUCAAUUUUAUUUUCGUAGUUCAGCUAUUGGUAGCUUUUGGAAUCCCCAAAGCUAUUUAAUUUCUUAGAAGCAUUAGUAUUUUAGGUUUCUAUAAAUCCUGUGAUAGUUUCCCCAGCCUUUCAUCAAAUGACAUUAUUUGCUAAUGUCGCCAGCUGUUCUGGCGUGAAAGCGAGUGUGUGUGUGUAUGUGUGUGUGUGUGUGUGCGUGCGUGUGUGUGUGUGUGUGUGUGUGUAAAGGAGAGCUUUAACCUUGCUAGUGCGUGGUGCCCUCUUUUAUUUUACUCUUUUCUUGGUUAGAAACCCACUGUUAACAUUAAAAAAGGUGCUUUAAAAUAAAAUGUCUAUAAAGAUUGUGCAGUAAGAAUUUUUAUUUUUAUUUUUUUGACUAUUUUGGGUCCCCAGUUUAUCCUAUAAAUGAGAACCUUUCUUUAAAGGCACUUUGUGAUUUUUCCAAAGACAUUCUGGAUCUGUUCGGCUGCUCAAUCUUCAUGUUGAAAUUUUAAAAAUCAAUGUAAAUUUGGAAAUUCAUUUAGAGGAGCCCAGUAAUGAUUUUCAUUGUUGGAAUUUUGAAAAAAAAAAAACAAAAAACAAACUCCACUUUAAGCAAAGAUAAGCUUUGUCUAGAAAAAAAAUGAGACUCCCCCACCCCCUUCCCCAAUAAAAUGCACCUGCUCUGUUUUGUAAAGUCCUCUGAUGGGAUCUUUCUGGGCCCCGUGUUUUCUGCUUGUCUUUAGUAACUGCAGGUUGACCUGAAUAGAGAACCAGGCUUGUGUCUUGGUUUUGUACGUGAGGGUGUAUGUGUAAGUUUUUGGUUCUUCCAUUAACGAUUUUGUAAUCUGGAGUAAAUCACUUUUUGUUGGAGGCUUUGGUUUGGUUCCGUUACUUUCCCUUUUUUUCUUGAGUACUGACUAUUCCGGAAGCUACACAAACGUUAGAAGACAUAGCACCUGCCAGGGGACAAAGAGUAAGAGCACUUACGUUAAUUUGAAUUAAUAAUUAUGGUAGAGAAAUUAUUUUAUUGCUUUUGAAGAAAUUUGCUUUUUGAGGGAAAAAAUUGCCAAAAAUCUAUUUAAAUAUCUCGAGGCUACAUCGUAAGCUUUGGUUUUUCUCAAUUUAAGAUAAAGCAAUCAAGCAGGCCUUAAGAAGAAGUUUUCCUAAAAUUUCUUCAGGUAUUUUUUAAGGUGGAGAAAUGCAGGAAGGAUAUAUAUAUAUAUAUAACCAGAAUUGAUUCUGCCUUUAACUUCUCAGAAUGUGAGAUGCAGUGGCACUGGACUGGGUUUUUAAAUGUCAGGAACUGGGUCGUUACAACAUGGAUGAAUGGAUUAUUAAGUUUAGAUUGAGGUUUUACAAAUAUAUAUCUAUCACGUUGUGUUUAGUCACUUCAGCAUAUGUAUGGGUUUGACUAACAGCAAAACUGAGUUCUGCAUUUCUUUUAAACUAAAGUGACAGUGUGUUAGCUCUGUAAAACUUUCUGUACUUGAAGGUGUUGUGUGUUUAUUUCUCUCCCAGUGAUAAUCAUUCUGAGGUAAGGUUGUCCUCAUGUCUUUGUUUUCUUUGCCUUUUCUGGAGCUGGGCUGGAUUCAGAGUUCCCUCAUGACAGACCAGUCAUUAGAUGCUUGCGUGCGUAGCACUGGUCCCACUGGAACUCCACCCUCGUUUCAGUUCAGUGCAGAGGUGUGGAGAAAAAUACUGAGUAUUGGCAGACAUGCAAGGAAGCGUGAGUUAAGCUUCCUUAUAUAGAGAGAAAACAUUUGAGUUUAGAGCAGUAUCUUUAAUCAAGAACAGUCUAAAUUUAACUUUCUGUAAAGGCACUUUGUGAUUUUUCCAAAGACAUUCUGGAUCUGUUUGGUUACUCAGUCUUCAGAACAGCUCUGUCUGUUGAGGCCAACUCUGUCUUAUUUUAUUAAAAAUCUACUUGACACAGUUUUAUUAUGACAUUGUAAUACUGCCAUUCUGCACACUUUGGCCUUUAUGAAAUACCAUGUCUUACUCAGAACUGUUAACAUCGUGAUGUGCUUUGGGUUGAAUUCUCUGUUUAUCAGUUUCAGAACCAUCAGGAUCUGUAAAAAGAAAGUGAAGGAGGAGGCCUCGGAUGGGGGGUUUUUAGAACAUUGUUUCAGACUGAAAUGGGGCAAUUCUUUCACAUUCUUCUUUUCCCAAGCCAAGUUUAAAUUACAUUUAUAUUUUGGGUAUUAUUAAUUUUGAUUUUGAAAAUAUUUCCUGAAGGAAUGAUUCGUUUAUAAAUCACAGAAGAAAAUCACAGUAUCUGUUGGGUGAUUUUGAUACAAUUUAAUGGAGUAAUAAAAUCUUUGAGAAUAUUCACUCAGUGAAUAUAUGUGAUGAACAUCUUCAUAUUUUGAAAACUGUUCCACUGACCCUUAUGAAUAUUUACUAUGAAUUAAUUCAGUUCAUAAUACUUUCACUUUGCUUACAUGAGGGUUUUAUUUUGCUGGUGGGAGAGGUUAAUUACUUAUUAAAUGCCCGACUUAUAAAGUGAAAGAUAGUUUACCCACGUGACUUUGACAUCAGUGCACGUCCCCCAGAUGCAGAGUUUAACCUUGACUCUUCAUCAGAGUCCAGACUCAGAUGUCUUCUUAGUUAAAUAUUUAGCAAAUGUUAUUCUUCCACAAUUAAAAUGAUCAACUUCCCACCAGUCUGUUGCUUUAAAUUUUAUGUUUUUUUCAAAGGAAUCUUUCCACAGAAUUUUUAAAAAACAACGCACCCAGGGUGUAGGGAAAAUACUUACCAGUUAAAACCCCGCCUCCUGUCACCAGCACAAGAGAAUUAGAGUUUCCGUGGGGAUUACAAAAUUGUACUAAAAUGAAAUGCGCUUUUUCCUCAUUGUUCGCAAAAGACCCUACACACCUUUACUCACGCACUGUAUUCCUGCUCUGAAGAUGCAAAUACAGUGUUAGUCACUCUUGUCACUUUAUUUAUUUAUUUUUUUUUUUACCAUCCAUGCACAUUCCUUUCACAUGGGCAGAAUUGUAGUUCUAGAAGCUCAUUGUUUUGUUUUUGUUGUAAUGUUUGAAUGCUGUUUAAUAUCAGGUUUUACUGUUGCUGGAUUUGCUACCUUUGGUUGCUUGUGCAGUGUUAAAAGUUAAUUCACAUUCUUGUUUAAUAUACCAGAUAUAUAGCAAAAGCAGCUUUGAAUAAUUGUAGCUGUUUAUUUGACUGUGCUGAAUUAAUACAGUAAGAUCUUGUAUAGCAGUAACUUUUUUUUUUUUUUUUUGCUUUUCAGUAAUUUAAUAUGUUCAUUUACCAAAAUAUGAACUUCAGGAUGCACUAAAAUUUUGUUUCAGCCAUGGCUCAAAAUAAACAUUUCAGAAAUUACUUUUGUAAUAAUUUGCAAUGAAUUGUUCUGUUACCUUUUUUCAACUGUUUAAGUUUGUGAUCUUUCUCUCCCAACUAAGAAUUCUCCAAUAAACUUGAGAUGUCUGGC
This is a messenger RNA of Camelus dromedarius (Arabian camel), 9909 nucleotides long. RefSeq names its product A-kinase anchoring protein 11 (gene AKAP11). The record is from RefSeq and is a predicted model, not a curated record. NCBI's taxonomy places the organism in Eukaryota, Metazoa, Chordata, Mammalia, Artiodactyla, Camelidae. Gene Ontology annotation, cellular component: cytoplasm. The coding region runs from base 254 to 5977 and encodes 1907 amino acids. The transcript is spliced from 12 exons. Gene Ontology annotation, molecular function: protein kinase A binding.